Amorphotheca resinae ATCC 22711 is the source of this 592-nucleotide messenger RNA. RefSeq lists its product as hypothetical. The record is from RefSeq and is a predicted model, not a curated record. Bases 114 to 497 code for a protein of 127 amino acids. The transcript has a single exon. NCBI's taxonomy places the organism in Eukaryota, Fungi, Ascomycota, Leotiomycetes, Helotiales, Amorphothecaceae.
UUCCUCACAUAUAACCGCUAUCAGCGUAUAUUUCUUGGUCAACGUGCCAAUUCUCUCGUCCCUUGAGAUUAAGUCGAUUCAUCAAACCUGUUACUCCCACACGUUUGAGUCACAUGACCUCCGACCUGCAUCGUAACAACCACUUCAACACCGCUAACAUGGCCGGAGGGAGCGCAAUAAUGCACCUCAUUGAGAUCCUCGGGGUCUUCGUCUGCGCGCACCAUUUCUGGCCCAAAGGCAUCACCUACGGUGAGAAAGAAGACUGGGAGAAACGGUACCGGCACAAGCACGGGCACUCAUCGCGGUCGCGCGGCCGUCGGAGCGAUAGCAGCCAUACCUCGAAGAGUAAUUACCAGAGAAGAAAAGAAUACAAAAAUCUGGACACGUACGACUAUGACGCUGACACUCGGCCGCUGUAUUCGCGGCGGGCGAGCUCAAGGAACUACGACUACGAUGAACCUGCGAUGUAUUCGAGACAGGUGAACACACGGUAUUAGGGAUCCGGGCGUGAUGCUCGCGCGAAGCAGGGAGCGCUAUUCCUUUUCUAAGAAGCUGGUUGAAUGGAUCUGACCUUGGUGUUUUGCUCAUGGUG